AUGAGACGACACGAUUCACAAUCCAGCACCGAGCACCCUGAUGUCGUUGAAAGCGCGCCAAGCUCACCGUCUCUGAGCAGGAGAAGCACCGGGCAUGACCCGGAAGCCCACCUAGAGCGUCGUGACUCGAAACUGGGCCACCUCGUAGAUUCGAUUCGGAAUGUCAUUAGCCAGGAACAAACAAAGCUGUUUGGCGACGCCAAGUCCUCACAGCAUCACCGCAAAUAUCAAUCCACAGUGGCCGAACGGCUGGAGAAAUUACGCGAGCAAGACCGGUCUCAACGAGAGCGCGUCGAAGAAGAGAUGCUCUCCGACCCCGAGGUCGAAGAGUCCCUCAGUCCCGCCGUCGAGGCCCGGAGCCGCUCGGAUUUGAAUGAGAACAACAUGGGCCCCAGUUCCCAUGAACUCCCCCAGUGCGACAGCUGGAGCUCUUAUCCUGUAUCUUCAAAGGGACCCUCCACGACUGGACGGAAGAGUUCAUUCAAAAAGACAAAGGAAGAAGUGGCCCGUAUGACACCCCAAGACGGAGGCAGCAACUAA
This is a messenger RNA of Capronia epimyces CBS 606.96, 540 nucleotides long. RefSeq lists its product as uncharacterized. The record is from RefSeq and is a predicted model, not a curated record. NCBI's taxonomy places the organism in Eukaryota, Fungi, Ascomycota, Eurotiomycetes, Chaetothyriales, Herpotrichiellaceae. The transcript has a single exon. The coding region runs from base 1 to 540 and encodes 179 amino acids.